CAAGCUUGCCGAGAACGGCCAGUAAACAGCGUUGGGACGAUGGAGGCCAAGAAAGCGGCCGCCAAGAAACCCGCGGGGGACGCGCAGCGCGGGAAAAAGCGUCGCGCCGGCGACGUCGGCGACAAGACGAAGGCGCAUGAUGGGCAUGGGCUCGGCGGAGCGCAAGGCGCCGAAAAGGUCGCACGCGCCGGCGGUACGCGGGCAUCGCCCUUGCGCCGCCUCACCUCGGGCACGCGCGAGGCAAUGACACCGCCGCCUUCGGCAGUCAAGCCGUUCGUUCGAGGCGAGAUGGCCGACAGCAUCAAGCACAUGAUGUAUGGAUUUGGUGAUGCGUGGGAGCCUGACAGCGACACGGUUGAGCUCAUGGAAGAGAUUACGAUCGAGUACAUCCGCUCAAUGACGAAGAAGGCGCUGGACCUCUCCAUCGCGAAGGGCAAGCUGGAUGCCGACUGCCUCAUCUUUCUCGUUCGGAAAUACCCGGAGAAGCUCGAGCGCGUCAAGGAGCUACUUGCGGCCAAUGAACUGCUCAAGAACGUUCUCAACAGCGGCUUCGACCCUCUUGAAGAAAAAUAAUUUCAACUGAGUGAGGCCUUAAAACACGUCAAAG
Molecule: messenger RNA, 607 nt
Organism: Saprolegnia parasitica CBS 223.65
Lineage: Eukaryota; Oomycota; Saprolegniomycetes; Saprolegniales; Saprolegniaceae
Exons: 3
Coding region: 40-573 (177 amino acids)
Biological process (GO): transcription by RNA polymerase II
Molecular function (GO): protein heterodimerization activity
Source: RefSeq, a predicted model, not a curated record